CUCACUCAAUCUGAACUAGAAGUCCCAGCAUAGACAGAGCCAGGAACCUGGAGCCAGGCGACGGCACUGCUGUGCUCAUCAACAUUGCUGCAAACAUGCUGUACUUGGAGAAUGCAGCCCAGCCACAGUACAGCGAGCCUCAGUUCACGAACUUGGGGCUCCUCAACAGUAUGGAGCAGCAGAUGCCGAAUGGGUCAUCGUCCACAAGCCCUUACAGCAACGAGCACCCCACCAGCGUGACGGCACCUUCUCCGUAUGCCCAGCCCAGCUCUACCUUUGAAGCUCUCUCCCCAUCACCAGCCAUCCCAUCCAAUACUGACUAUCCAGGCCCACAUGGCUUUGAUGUGUCAUUCCAACAGUCCAGCACGGCCAAAUCUGCUACGUGGACGUAUUCUCCAGAGCUGAAGAAACUGUACUGUCAAAUUGCCAAGACCUGUCCAAUCCAGAUCAAGGUGGUGACGCAGCCGCCACAGGGAGCAGUGAUCCGUGCCAUGCCUGUCUACAAGAAGGCAGAGCAUGUCACCGAGGUGGUGAAACGUUGCCCGAACCACGAGCUCAGUCGAGAGUUCAAUGAUGGUCAAGUGGCCCCACCCAGCCACCUGAUUCGAGUGGAGGGAAGCAGCCAUGCUCAGUACGUAGAGGACCCGAUCACGGGCAGACAGAGUGUGAUGGUGCCCUAUGAGCCACCACAGGUCGGCACGGAAUUCACCACCAUUCUCUACAACUUCAUGUGCAACAGUAGCUGUGUUGGGGGGAUGAACCGGCGCCCUAUCCUCAUCAUCGUCACCCUGGAGAACCGGGAUGGCCAGGUUCUGGGACGCCGCUGCUUUGAAGCCCGUAUUUGUGCGUGCCCCGGCCGUGACCGUAAGGCAGAUGAGGACAGCAUCCGCAAACAGCAAGUGACUGAUGGGGUCAAAGGAGUUGACACCACCAAACGGCUCCGACAUGUGAACCAGGGAAUCCAGAUGGCCUCCAUCAGUAGUAAGAAACGACGGCCGGGCGAUGAGGAGCUCUUCUAUUUACCAAUCAGGGGACGGGAGACGUAUGAAGUGUUGCUGAAGAUUAAGGAGUCACUGGAGCUGAUGCAGCUGUUACCACAGCACACCAUCGAAAGCUACAGACAACAGCAGCAGCAUCUCCUGCAGAAACAACCGUCAAUGCAGUCACAGCAAUCGUUUGGGCCUUCGCCCCCGCCAAUGAAUAAAAUGCACAGCACCGGGAACAAGCUGCCAUCUGUCAGCCAGCUCAUCAGCCCCCAGCGCAACACUCUCACCCAGGCAGCCAUGCCGGGGAGUAUGGUAGCUCCGAUGAUGAACAUCCCAAUGCAGAUGAAUGGAGAAAUGAACGGUCUGAGCCCAACUCAGGGGCUGUCUUCUCCAAUGGCAUCGACCUCUCACUGCACGCCCCCACCGCCGUACCCGUCUGACAACAGCAUCUCCAGUUUCCUGACGAGAGCUGGUUGUGCGUCGUGUCUGGAGUACUUCACCACCCAGGGACUGAUGAAUGUCUACCAGAUCGAACAUUUUACCAUGGAUGACCUGAUCAGCCUGAAGAUCCCCGACCAGUACAGGCACGCCAUCUGGAAAGGAAUAUUGGACCACAGACAAUCCCUCGACUUUGCCAACACCCCCCAGCUCCUCAGAAACACCAGCAGCAGUUCCACCGCCAGCCUGGGCUCCCAGAACGAGACGCGGGGCGAGCGGGUCAUUGACGCCGUCCGCUUCACCCUGCGCCAGACCAUCUCCUUCCCUCCUCGUGACGACUGGAACGACUUUGGGUUCGAUGUGGAUGGCCGCCGCAGCAAGCAGCGAAUCAAAGAGGAAGGAGAGUGACGUGGCAAGAGUCGCGGGCAGAUCCACCGCCAAAGGACAAUGUUCCAAACUCUCUACCAAGCAUAACAAUUCGAGGCGACUCUGCUGGAACAGUUUCUGUACGCGCACUCGCAAUCAGCUGGUUGCAGUUAACCUAGUUUUGUUUUCCGUCUUUAUUUUUGCAUUUUUUUUGUCUUAAGCCCAAACGGCCCAUUAUUUUGGUAGCAGUAUGAAAGCUUAUAGGGUGCUUGAGGGGGCUACGUGGGGUUUGCAUCAGCUGUAUUUUAUACAUCACUUCCUGUUUGAAAUGGAUGGUUUCCAUCGAAUGCACAAAGGAGUGGAGUGAGCGGACCGUCACAGGCAUCUCCUUUCUCACCACACCCAUAGUUAGAUGUACUUUGGAGAGGAUCCCGGCAUAUUCCACACAACCAGGGGAGAUGUCACUCAUUGUCAUUGUAACAGCGGUGGUCAGUUUCUCAGUGGGAGGCUGUGCUGUCGAUUGUAGUAACCGUAUCAAAUCUGUCCAAACUCAGUUUGUGUCCUGCAGUGAUAAGCUGUGUCUGGUCAGAAAUGGCCGAGCACUGUCCCUGUUCCAAAGACCCAGUCUCCCUGAGUAAGCCUCCUCCGGGGUAGCUGUGGUGAGAACCUGCAGCUUUCUGACACCAGCUCACCUGGGUGAGCUGGAACUUUACUGUUGCUCCCAGCACUGGGCUGUUGACUGUUCGACACAGAUGAAGACUGACCCUCAGUCAUGUGAGUUAGCCCAAAGUUAGGAGGGCUGAGGGAAAAAAUAUUUGAUUUCAAUGUUUAAUUUUAUAACUUUUCAGAAUGAUACGUUAGGACCUGACUCCAUGUGUAUUUCAGUUGUGGGAAGCUGCAGGAUGUAAGAUUUUCCCAACCCUAUAGGUGCUGCCCAGACUCUGAGGGACACUGGAGAGCAUAUCCAGUUCCACACAGUCCCAGUGUCAGUCCGCCACUGGAGAGCAUAUCCAGUUCCACACUGUCCCAGUGCCAGUCCGCCACUGGAGAGCAUAUCCAGUUCCACACUGUCCCAGUGUCAGUCCGCCACUGGAGAGCAUAUCCAGU
Molecule: messenger RNA, 2897 nt
Organism: Hypanus sabinus (Atlantic stingray)
Lineage: Eukaryota; Metazoa; Chordata; Chondrichthyes; Myliobatiformes; Dasyatidae
Gene: tp63
Product: tumor protein p63
Exons: 12
Coding region: 96-1832 (578 amino acids)
Biological process (GO): regulation of transcription by RNA polymerase II; protein tetramerization; apoptotic process
Cellular component (GO): nucleus
Molecular function (GO): protein binding; DNA-binding transcription factor activity, RNA polymerase II-specific; RNA polymerase II cis-regulatory region sequence-specific DNA binding
Source: RefSeq, a predicted model, not a curated record